Messenger RNA from Plasmodium inui San Antonio 1, 3279 nucleotides. RefSeq lists its product as hypothetical. The record is from RefSeq and is a predicted model, not a curated record. NCBI's taxonomy places the organism in Eukaryota, Apicomplexa, Aconoidasida, Haemosporida, Plasmodiidae. The coding region runs from base 1 to 3279 and encodes 1092 amino acids. The transcript has 2 exons.
AUGCCAAACGGAGAGCGGCUGAUGCCAUACGAAGAGCGGCUGAAGCCAGAAGGAGACCGGCUGAUGCCAAACCAAGAUCGCCUAAUUGCAAAUAAGAUAACUCAACUACUUCAGCACUACAGUCGACACAGUUAUCCUAAUGGGAAUGUCCUGCAACUGAUACGUUCCUAUGUCAAACAUAAUGUAGACAGCUUCUCCCUAAUCAGACUAUGUGGGUACGUAAACUAUUUUCUAAAUUUGAAGGUGAAAGGGGAUAGAAGUUUCAAUUUCGUCAUCACCAAUUCGCUCAUAAAGAAGAUUAAGAAUGACGAGUUUGUCGACCUGUACGGCGUUUGCUUAAUCGCUAAGUUUGUCCUGAGGGAGAGGGUUAAAAAUGGAGACCUCCUCUCCUUGCUGGGUUCGCUCGUACGAAGCAAAGGUGACGCAACGGCUAGUCCGUUUGACGUGUAUAAUUUGGUAGUUUCUCUUCUGAGCAUUCAAAGCGAGGGGCUGCUCCGGGGGGACCUGUCGCCCACAAAAUGGGGCACAGAAAGAAGCAAACAAAGCAGCAGACAAACUUCUACUCACGACAUUGCCACUCACGACACUGCCACUCACGACAGCGCGUACCCCUCAGAUGGAGUGACCCACAUGAACGAACAAAACGUGCACGCACUGCUCCAUCUAUACCUUAACGCACGAAGAGUAAAAAACGAAGAACUCGUCCUAAUUAUCAACACCCUCAGGAGCAUGGACAGAACGGCUUUCUUCUACCAGAUGAAUUUAACCAAAGAUCAGAGGGUCCAACUUUACGAGGCUCUCCUAAGACGAGUGAAUUUCGAGCAGAGGUUCCACGGGAAGGUACUUGCGCUCUUCCUAUUUAAUUUACGAAAAAUGGUCAAAUUGGGGGAAAUAUCCGAAGGGGUCUUUUUCUCCACUGUGCUCAACUUGGGUGCGGCCUUCAGGGAGGCUGCCGCGGGGACCAAGUUGCAGGCGAUGUGGGCGGAGAAUCCCACUCUGAGAAUCCCCAAAGGUGUAGAAAUUCCGACGGGGGACGUUACGAAUGGUUUGAGUGGCCUGGAUGGUCCCGAUGGUAUGGAUCGUCUCCAUGGCAACCUCGUGGGGGAGGCUGCCCAGGGGGGGCCCCCACAAUUGAGGACACAUUUUACCCUGCAGGAGAUCGGCAUGGUGCUGCAAUUUUAUGACGCCCUGAUGGGGGUCUCCCAGGGGAAGAGGGGCAGCACGGGGGGUACCUUGCAACCGGUGCGACACACCGCAUUUUCACAGCAGGGUGGAAGUUUUUACGACGAAGGGGCAGGUGCAGCGCGGCGGAUGGAGGGACCCACGGGGGAAGAAGGCGCUGUAGCUGCGGCCAACCCCCCUGUAAAGGACCUUUCUGAAGACGCCCCGGUUGAGGAGACGCCUCCCCUAGCUGAACUGUACGAACCGUCAGUACACCUGCUGAAGGAAAGCCUCCUUCUUUACGCCCAAGCGAGUUACAAAAAAAAGGUAAAAAUGAACACCCUCGAUUUCUGUACUCUACUCAAGGGACUCUCAAAUGUUUUCCAAAACACAUUCCUAGAUAGAAACAUACUUCCCCUUUUUCAAAACUUUCUAAUAUAUAAUGGGAAGAGGAUUAAAAUAAAUGAGUUGCAAAUGAUCUUAAAGUUAAUUCUGGAGAAGAGAAAAUUGGACUUAUUCUCUCUCUUGUGUGGCGGUAGGAGUUGCUCCAUUUUCGAGCCCCUGCAGAGUGUACUCUUGACAACGGUCCUGAACGAAUCACCUAACUGGUGGAAUCAGGAAAGGAUGGAAGCAUGCAUCAUGUGCUUCUACUAUUUGUCCUUCUUAAACUUCAACCGGAAUACGUACCUCGUGGUGAACCGAUUUGUAAUGAAUCACGUGACAUACGGCCGCGCCGUUGCGCUUGUGCCCUACGUUGUUCUGAGCAAAUUUAACUACCACCUGUUGGAGGUGAGAGCGGUCAGGAGAGCGGAAUCGGUUAUAGUGUCAGAAGCAGUGGGAGAAGCGGAAUCGGUUAGAGGAGCAGAAGCGGUGGAAGAGGCGGAAUCGCUUAGAGGGGCAGAAGAAGCGGCAAAAACCAGCAACGACGAACUGCCCCCAAACGGGCAAAUCACACCUAACUUCGACAGGAUGGACACACUCUUUCAGUUAAUAAAUCGACACUUCGAAAAGUAUAGAACCUUCUUUGUGCUAAACUGUCUUUACGCGCUUACCAAGUUUGUAAAGGAUAACAGGACAAUCGGUUUGCCACCGUUUUCGAAUUUUUCCUUCCCCGAGUUAUUCAGCAAGUUGAGCGAUCGGCUGUUAAUGCAGAGUGGAGUGAGAAGGCAGCCAGAGGGGGACAACAUCCGCACUCAUUAUGAUUUCUUUGUGAAUUAUGUGAAGUACAAUUACUGCCUACUAUUCCUUUGUCAGUAUGUCGAUUUGGAGAUUUUUCUCCAGAGGGUUCCCUUAGAGGUUGAAUUUCCAUUUGGAUUUUACACCCCUUUUAAUGCCUACCUCACCGCGGAGUUUUUAGCCAACUAUGAGCGGCUGUUGGGGAGCGGCCGAGUUAGCGGCGGAGUUAGCGGCCGAGUUAACGGGGCUGUUACUGGGACCAAUUCACUUCCGUUCUCGCGAGAGGUGAUGAACUCCCCGUGGAGAGAAAUCCAAAUGGAGAAAAAAAAACUGCUGAAAAAUGUAACCAAGUACGCAGACGCGCACUGCAAGGUGAUGAGCAUACACGACCUUAUACACUUGAUCAAGGCGUUCAAAGUGGUAGCCCCUUUGCUGGGAAGUGGCCAUCUGUCUACCCUCCACACGUGCAUGUCAAAUCUCCCUUUCAGCGGAAACGUUAAGACGAGCACCAGCUUCGAGCUCCUAACAGAAUUGAUCAAAUUUAUGUACCACUUUGAAUUGCAAAACGGGGAAGUGUUUGACGACUGCCACGAUAGGGUAGUGGACAUGUUGAUACUCGCAUUCAGAAUUGUUUUUAAAAAUUUACCUGACCGUACAGACAAUAACUACCUUGGCAUGCUGCAGUUUUCCCUCCUGUAUGUGUCUCACUUUGUGCGCGGAGCAAAUUUGCUUUUCAAUUCGCUAUCCCUCACCGAUUUGAAACGGGCGGAUUACUUCACGAGCUUGUCGCCGAUGAACUUGGACAAGUACCCCCAAUCCUCGUGCACAUUUCAGCUACAAAUUUUAAAAGUCCUUAAAGGAGUUGUCAAAAAUGAUAAGAGGCUACUAAAUGAAUACCGCGUCGGCGACACACCGUACACGGUUGACAUUCUUAUAACGUAA